CUCCAGUUGGUCUACGAGUUUUUCCUUCGCUUUUUGGAGUCGCAGGAUUUCGCACCCAACACCGGAAAGAAAUUCAUAGAUCACUCCUUCAUCAUUCCGCUGUUGGAGUUAUUCAACACCGAGGAUCCGAGAGAAAGAGAAUUUCUCAAGACCAUCCUGCAUAGAAUCUAUGGAAAAAUCCUCAAUCUCAGAGCAUUCAUACGCAAAUCUAUCUCCAACAUAUUCUUUCAGUUCAUUUACGAGACAGAACAGCACAAUGGAGUUGCUGAGCUGCUGGAGAUUCUUGGAAGUAUCAUCAACGGGUUUGCGACGCCCCUCAAAGAGGAGCAUAAAACCUUCCUGCUGACUGUGUUAGUGCCGUUGCACAAGGUCCGCUCUCUGACGCUGUACCACCCACAGCUGGCGUAUUGUGUCGUACAAUUCCUGGAAAAGGACCCGACGCUGACCGAGCCAGUAUUAUUGGGUAUCCUGCGGUAUUGGCCCAAAACCAAUAGCCCUAAGGAAGUUAUGUUUCUCAAUGAGAUCGAAGAGAUUCUCGAUGUUAUUGAACCCGCCGAGUUCCAGCUCAUUCAGGUGCCUCUAUUCACUCGCAUGGCCAUGUGCAUCUCCAGUCCUCACUUCCAGAUUGCCGAAAGGGCAUUGUACUACUGGAACAACGAGUAUAUCGUGACGCUAAUCUGCGAGAACGGAAACGUCAUUCUGCCCAUCAUGUUCUCUUCGCUCUACAAGGCGUCCAAAUCUCACUGGAAUAGGACCAUACACGGCUUGGUGUAUAACGCUCUUAAACUAUUCAUGGACACCAACCCGGUUCUAUUCGAAGAGUGCACGACCCGGUACCAACAAGAGCUGCAGAUGGAGGAGGAGAUGGAGAAGGAACGUCUACAAAAGUGGGAGGACAUCAAGACACUGGCUUUGCAGAACCCAAUCUCGGCGCAGAUUGACAUGAAGGAACAUUAAAUGGUAGAUGCUAUGCCCGUCAAUUAAUAAUAAACCAACCCAUUUGUCAACUGCAAACGUUUCC
This is a messenger RNA of Sphaeroforma arctica JP610, 1021 nucleotides long. RefSeq lists its product as hypothetical. The record is from RefSeq and is a predicted model, not a curated record. Gene Ontology annotation, cellular component: protein phosphatase type 2A complex. Gene Ontology annotation, biological process: signal transduction. Gene Ontology annotation, molecular function: protein phosphatase regulator activity. The transcript has 7 exons. The annotation marks the transcript as partial. Lineage: Eukaryota; Ichthyosporea; Ichthyophonida.